UACCAAAUAGAUGUGUCUUUGUUAAUAAUGGUGUGUGCUUUAAUAGAAAAUAGUAGUACUUAGUGAUAAUUGAGUAGCUGCUGGUAAAGAUUUAGUUAAUAUUCAAGUUAUUGGAAAAUUGGUGAUACUUGGUAUAGUAAGUGGAAUAUUUGCUUGUAAUGCUGGAGUUACUUGUGGUGCAUUUGAUUCAUCAAAUUCUGGUACAUGUGCUACUUUUAUUACUAUUCAUGGUAGUCUAUGUAAAGCACAAGCAACUGGAACAAGUGCUUGUAUAGAUGAUAUUUGUUUUGCUUAUAUGCUAAUGUUCAUGAUUAUAAAGCGAAAAAGUAGCUUAUUUUACUCCGUAUCAAGGUAGUGCAACUGCUUAAUUAUGUUACCAUAAUGGAAGUGCUUGUGCAGAAGGAGCUUUUGUAAAUACAAAUACACAUCUUAGAUUUACUGCUUCAUCAUUUUCAUAAUGUAUUUCAUACUAUGAUUUAUGUCUAUUCUCAAAACUAGUAGGUAAUAGAAAUACUGCUGAUGGAGUUACAUAAGGAUGUGGAUAAGUUUAGGGUACUGCAUAUGAGUGUUUAACUUUAAAAGGUAAAUGCAUGGUUGAUUCUUUAUGGAAAUAUAGAUUAUGUUAGAAAUAUAAUUCAGGAACAACUGUAGCUGUAUGUGUAGAUAGAACAUGUGCUUAAAGAAUUGAUGGAAAUACUGAUGCUAUUUGUUAAGCUUGGCUGACUACUUGUAAGACCGAUAGAGUAGACGGAGUUGAUAUUACAACAGUAUGCACAUCAAUGUAAGGAACAUUGAAAAAGUUGUUAAUUAUUUGCUGGUAUAGUAUUGGGAUCCAAAUGUUAAGGUAAUAUCUCUGUCAAUAUUGAUUGCCUUGAUAAAGAUGUUAAGA
This is a messenger RNA of Paramecium sonneborni, 889 nucleotides long. The record is from the annotation of a GenBank genome assembly. Lineage: Eukaryota; Ciliophora; Oligohymenophorea; Peniculida; Parameciidae.